AUGUCCCUCGGCGGAAUGGCACUCUUUGCCAUCUUGUUGACCCUGGCCUCACUCGGCCGAGCCAAGCCCUCCUCGACUUGCGAAGCUGUCGGCAACUGCACAGAAGACGUUUCGCAGAUCUGGGGCCAAUACUCGCCCGUCUUCUCAGUCCCCUCCACCAUCGACACUUCCAUCCCGGCGGGCUGCAGUGUGACUUUUGCGCAGGUCUUGUCACGCCAUGGAGCGCGGUUCCCGACGCAAAAGAAGACAGAUGUCUAUCGAGAGAUGAUUGAGCGCAUCCAGAGCAGCGUUGAGGAUUAUGGCAAGGGAUUCGAGUUCCUCAAGGACUACGAGUACAACCUUGGCGCCGACGAUCUCACCCCCUUUGGCGAGCAGCAGAUGGUGGACUCUGGAAAGGCUUUUUUCGAGCGCUACCACAGCCUGGCGUCUGAUUUCGACCCUUUUGUGCGAGCAUCCGGGUCGGAGCGAGUGGUUCUGUCGGCGCAGAGGUUUCUCGAGGGGUACUAUGGAGCUCAGCACCGCGACGCUUCAAACGCAACUAAGGAGAUUCUGGUCAUUCCAGAGAGCGAAGCGUUUAACAACACGCUGAACCACGGAGCGUGCCCUGCUUUUGAAAAGGGUCCGGCAUCCGAGAUUGUGAGCAAGAACCAACAGGUCUGGCUUGGCGUCUUCGGGCCGGCGAUCAACAGGAGGCUCAACAGCAAGCUGCCUGGCGCCAACCUGACCCUGACCGAGACCGUCUACAUGAUGGACCUGUGCCCAUUUAAUGCGGUGGCCAACACGAGUGCGCCCUCGGACUUUUGCAGACUCUUCUCGGCUGACGAGUGGACAAGCUACGACUACUUCCAAUCUCUGGACAAGUGGUAUGGCUAUGGGAGGGGCAAUCCCAUGGGUCCUUCUCAGGGGGUUGGUUUCGGCAACGAGCUGAUUGCCAGACUGACCGGCGAACCUGUGCACGACGCCACCACGACGAAUACGACGCUCGACUCUUCGCCCGAGACGUUUCCCCUUGACGACAAGCUGUAUGCUGACUUUUCUCACGACAACACCAUGUCUUCCAUCUUUGCGGCCCUGGGCCUGUUCAAUUCGACCAUGGACCUGCCGCUCAAGUACAAGCUGUCUCCCAAGAAGCUCCAUGGGUUCUCUGCCUCGUGGGCCGUGCCGUUCGGUGCCCGCAUGUAUCUGGAGAAGAUGCAGUGCAGCGGCUCGAACGAGCAGCUGGUGCGCAUCAUUCUCAACGACCGGGUGGUGCCGAUGCGGACGUGCAACUCGGAUAGACUGGGGCGGUGCAAGCUGGGUGCUUUCAUUGAUAGCCUUACGUUUGUGCGCGGUGGAGGGCUGUGGAAUCAGUGUCCUUUGAAGGCUGAGGGGUGA
This is a messenger RNA of Trichoderma citrinoviride, 1374 nucleotides long. Its product is annotated as histidine acid phosphatase. Gene Ontology annotation, molecular function: acid phosphatase activity. Lineage: Eukaryota; Fungi; Ascomycota; Sordariomycetes; Hypocreales; Hypocreaceae. The coding region runs from base 1 to 1374 and encodes 457 amino acids. The transcript has 2 exons. The record is from RefSeq and is a predicted model, not a curated record.